Aspergillus pseudotamarii is the source of this 317-nucleotide messenger RNA. RefSeq lists its product as uncharacterized. The record is from RefSeq and is a predicted model, not a curated record. NCBI's taxonomy places the organism in Eukaryota, Fungi, Ascomycota, Eurotiomycetes, Eurotiales, Aspergillaceae. Bases 98 to 268 code for a protein of 56 amino acids. The transcript has a single exon.
GUUGAGUUGAGUUGGGGGCAACUAUCUCUUUUUCGCUUUGUUCAGUUUAUAUCGAUUUACUGUGGAGUUAGUCGUACUACACAUACGAAUCAUCCAAAUGCCGGCAUGCAUAAACAUGAAUGAAAUUGUGGCUUUUAGUCGAGUUAUAAUUGGAAUGGUCUGGUGUCUUGUCCCGCCGUCGGGACACGUUGUCCUUCGCCUGCUAGAGUUUAGUUUAGUCGCUCGAUUUGGUACUAGUCUAGCCUGGUUUGGUCGAAGCCUGUAUUAGGUAAUCGUCAUGGGAAAAUCAAAGAUUCUGUCAGUUGUAUGGUAUGGAG